AACUCAGUCCUGUUUCACAGCAACAUUACAUUACUUUCACUCACACUUCAUCACUACAAGCCAAUCCUCUCUUAGCUUUCCUCUCUCUCUCUCUCUCUCAGCAUUCCUUUCAGCCACUAAGAAGAAAUGGCCGAAGCAAUCCUCUUUGGUCUUGCACAGAAAAUGAUUGAAAAUCUGGGCUCUCAGACUUUCCAAGAGUUUGGAUCACUCUGGGGUGUCGAAGGUGAGCUUGAAAAACUCAAGGACACUGUUUCCACAAUCCAAGCUGUACUUCAGGAUGCAGCGGAGCAGCAAAGUCAUAACCAUCAAGUCAAGCACUGGCUCGAAAAGCUCAACGAUGCAGUUUAUGACGCAGAUGACCUGUUGAGUGAGUUUUCAACUGAAGCUACAAGGCGUAGCAUGGUGAGUGGGAAUAAAGUCGCCAAAGAGGUACGCACUUGCUUUUCAUGUUCAAACCCACUUGCUUUUCGUUAUAAGAUGAGUCGCAAAAUAAAGGCAAUGAGGCAAAAACUAAAUGCGGUAGCAGAAAACAGGAAAAACUUUCACCUGAAAGAAUUCCAUGGAGAGACAAAUGUUGUGAGAAGGAAGAGGGAUCCAACUCACUCAUUUGUACCUAAAGAAAAAGUUAUUGGGAGGGAAGAUGAUAGAGAGGCUAUCAUAGACCUAUUAUUUGACUCUAAUGUAGAAGAGAAUGUUUCGGUCAUUCCCAUUGUGGGGAUCGGGGGCUUAGGGAAGACAACACUUGCUCAAUAUGUGUAUAAUGAUGAGAAAGUCGAAAAUUAUUUUGAGUUAAAAAUGUGGGUAUGCAUUUCCGAUGUCUUUGAGUUGAAAAUAAUUAUUGAAAAGAUAAUAGGUAAUGCACCUGGAAAUCUGGAAAUGGAUGAAUUGCAAAGGCAACUUCGUCAAAAAAUUGAUCAAAAAAAAUACUUACUAGUAUUGGAUGAUGUAUGGAAUGAAGACCGUGGAAAAUGGCUAAACUUGAUAGAUAUUUUAAUGGGUGGUUCAAAAGGAAGUAAGAUUAUAAUAACCACUCGUAGUAGAUUGGUUGCAAGGAUUACACACACAGUUUCACCAUAUAUUCUUAAAGGUCUCUCCGAAGAUCGGUCAUGGUUUUUAUUUGAGCAAGUGGCAUUUAGUAAAGGGCAAGUGACCAAUAAUUCUACAUUAGUUACAAUUGGAAAGGAGAUUGUAAAAAUAUGUCAAGGGGUACCCCUUGCCAUAAUGUCCAUAGGACAUGUGUUAUAUUGUAAAGAAACAGAUUCUGAAUGGUUACUCGUGAAGAAUAAUUUACUAGCAAAUGUAAUUGAAGGAAAUGAGAUUUUUCCAAUUUUAAAGUUGAGUUAUGACAAUCUCCCAUCACAUUUAAAGAGUUGUUUUGCUUAUUGCUCUUUGUUUCCCAAAGAUUAUGAGAUGAAUAAGGAAACAGUGAUACAACUAUGGAUAGCACAAGGGUUUGUCCAAUCAUCAAACAAAAAUCAACAAUUAGAGGAUGUUGGUGGUGAGUAUUUCAAGGAUUUACUUUGGAGGUCCUUCUUUGAAGAAGUAAAGACUUACGAAGGCUUAAGAUACAAGAUGCAUGAUUUAAUUCAUGAUCUUGCACAAGCUGUUGCAAGCGAGGAGUGCAAGCUUGUUAGUUUUGAUGGCAAAGAUAUUAAUGAAAAAAAUCGUCAUGUAUCAUGUCCAUUUUAUAUUAAUCCAUCUUUUACGGAAACUUUAAGCUUGUUGGUUAAAGCAAUCAAGGUACGUACAUUUCUUCUUACAUAUGAUAACCGAUUUUCUGGUGCCUUGGAGGAGUCAAUGUUGAAUACAAUUAUUUUGAGUUUCAAGAGCUUGUGUGCAUUAGAUUUACAUGCAUUGGAGAUUACAUCAAUACCAAAUUCUAUAGGGAAGUUAAUACAUCUAAAGUAUCUUGAUGUUUCUUUUAAUAAGGAUAUCGAAACUCUCCCUGAGUCAAUUGCUACAUUGUUGAAUUUGCAAGUACUAAAACUUUAUGGUUGUAAAGGUCUUAAAGAAUUACCCAAAAAGUUUAGAGAAUUGGUUAACCUCAAACAUCUUUAUAAUCAUGGUUGUGAUAAUUUGAGUCAUAUGCCUUGUGGAUUAGGGCAAAUGACUUCACUUCAAACAUUACCAAUAUUCAUUGUGAGCACCUCCUCCGACACUGGUGGAUUAGGCGAAUUGAAGGAGCUAAACAACCUGCGAGGAACAUUAGAGAUCUCACAUUUGGAACGGUUGGAAGAAACUAACUCAGAAUCCAUUGUUGUGAAUUUAAGGGAGAAGCAACAUCUUGAAAAAUUGAUAUUAAAAUGGUAUCAUCAAGAUCAAGUAGAUAAUAAUGAAGAUGAGAAGUUAUUAGAAGACCUCCAGCCACACCAAAAUCUCAAACAUUUGGCAGUGCAUCAGUACAAGGGUGUGAAAUUUUCAAGUUGGGUCUCUUCUCUCACAAAUCUUGUUGAUUUAAGGAUAAAGAAUUGUAAGAGAUGCCGAUAUCUGCCACCAUUGUCUCAUCUCCCCUCUUUAAAAUCUCUAAGCCUUGAUACGAUGAAUGAUUUGGAGUACAUAUCCGAUAAUGAUAUGAGUAAAGAGGUGCCUGCUUCAUCCACAACAUUAUCAACACCGUUCUUCCCAUCUCUGAAGUCACUCACAAUAGGAGAAUGUCGUAAUUUGAAGGGAUGGUGGGGGAGAACAGGGAGGGAUUUAGUUGCAACAACAUCUGCGUCAACACCAGAUCAUCAACAAGAUCAGUCUCACAACUCACUGCCUUUAUUUCCUCUUCUUUCUUAUUUGCGGAUUAUUAAUUGCCCUGAAAUGACUUCCAUGCCCCUGUUUCCCAAUCUCGAAGAAUCUCUAUAUUUAAAGAAUGUCAGUUUGAGGCCUUUGCAAGAGACAAUGUCAGUUCCCUCCUCUUCAUUAUCCUCUUCUUCUCCUCUCUCCAAAUUAAAUCAUAUGAAUUUGGAUUCUAUAGAAGAUAUAGAGUCUCUUCCGGCUGAGUGGGCACUACAUUCUCUCAAAGAACUAUAUAUUGGGAAUUGCCCUAGACUAACAUCUAUGUCUGGAGCGGUGCGUAAUCUCACCUCCCUCUGUUCGCUAUCAAUUGUCAUUUGCGAGGAGUUCGAUCCAUUCAGAGACAUGCAUGAUGAUGGCAUGGAAUGGCGAUGCCUCAAUUGUCUCCGUGAUUUACGUUUCGAAGGUAUUCCGAAACUGAAGUCUCUCCCUGUGGGUCUUCAAUGUAUUUCCACCCUAAAAGAGCUCCGCAUUCCAAACUGUCCAAAUUUAAUGACUUUGCCGGAACUUACCUCACUUGAAUAUCUUUGGAUUAAAAGAUGCGAGCCUAAUCUGACAUCACUUCUUGAGAUUAGUUGUCUCACUUCUUUACGGUGGCUGUCAAUUGCAGACUUACCCAAUUUGAUUACUUUCCCCGAAUCAAUUAGGAAUCCAAUCUCACUUGAAACGCUUUCCAUUUACAACUGUCCCAAUCUCACAACACUACCCGAUGAUGGUUUUCUCAAGUCUUUACAAAAACUGAGAAUUGUUGAUUGUCCUCGGUUAGCUGAAAAAUACAAAAAUAAAAUCGAAAAGGAUUUCCCUAAUUUGGAAAUCAAAUGGAACCGGUCGUGAGACCACACCAGCAAACAGCUCUACUUUGUCACCGUCAAUGGCCACUCCCCUCUUUCACUUGUUAACAGCUUCAUGGAGAUAAUUAUUUGAAGAAUUUGAACAAGUUUCUGGGGCAAUAUGGUCAUGGGAUAAAUCACUUGGAUAGUUUCAAGAUUUGGGAAGUUGAUGCAGCUAAGAAUGAAUUGGAAACACAGAAUGAAAGGAGGUGUAUGUAUCUGGGCAUAUUCAGAACCAUAUGAAAAAGUGCAACAAGUCAACAGCUAAGGCGAAAUACACUCGGGAAGGCAGUACUCAAUUCCAAGCCCUUAACUUAUUCAAAAAAGCUACACUCUCUUGUUGUUUGAUGGUCAGGGGAAGCAUUUGGAACCCCAUUUUCUUUCUUCGGAGCUGUUUCUUUUCCUGUCCCUCGCCCUGGCAUAGUGCUUUGCUUCCGGUACUUCGGAAAAAUCAACUGACUUCCACCCUUGUCAUAUAUUCCAUACAUCACACUAAAUAGAUUGAAGUCUGGCACUUGUUGAUAUUUUGAUAACAUCUGGUGAGAGAUCAUUAUUUGACAACCACCAUCUAGGAAGCGGUUUUAUAUUCAGGCAGAAAUUGGAGGGAAAUGGUCCAAGACUGCUCGAAUCCUUAAUUGAAUGUAUUUCAGAAGGAUGUUUUGGUCCACUAUUACUACAGUAUAUGGAAUAUAAAAACAGACCAGAGUUUGUGAUCUCCAAAGCGAGUCGAUACUCCAAUUAUGUAGUUUGGCAUGGAUAAAGAUCACAACUAGGUGUUAACAGAAGGGUUGUUCCAUUUCAAGAAUGGCUUCAUUAUGCUCGCAGCUGAUUCCUUGGAUAUUUGACAACUUUUUAAUGAAGCUAUUGAAAAUUUUCAACCUAAACAGGAACUUUGAAUUUGGAAACAGACAGUUUUUAGUGAAUUUACAGCAACCACAAGAAGAUAAAUAGGUUGAAUCAGACGAAGACUGUACCUUGGUGUUAGCAACAAGAUUACUGCCUAUCUUCAGUUAAAGUUCAAUUUCAGGGUGACUGGUUCUUAGACUUUUCAGCCACCCUUUGUGAAACCUAAGCUGAUUGCAAACAUUUAUCUUAGUGUAAUUGUUUCAAUAACAAAACAAGCUUGUGAUGAAUUUUUUUUUUUUUUUUAAUGCUUUUCAAAUUGGAACCCUUUUACCAAUAUACAUAGCUGUACUUUAAAGCAUCCAUAUGAACUUAAUUAUAAGAACUAUCUUGAGAAAUAUUUUAUAGGGAUUAAACAUCUAGAAUAUGCCAAUUAUCAAGAAGAAUCAGAUAAUCUGAAGAAAUUUCUGUGGAAAUCUGAUGAUGGGAUGUAUUGCUUGGAUAGUUUCAGGAUUUGAGAAGCUGAUGCAGCUAAGUUCUUGAGGCUGGAGAUGGAGUAUUUGAGGUACGUCCUACCUUGGCCGACACUCAUCUAGGAGGUGAUGAUUUCAACAAGGCAAGCUCUACAACGUCUCAUGGAGACUGCUGAGAAAGCAAGGAUGGAGCUGUCAUCUCUGACUCAAACCAAUAAUAUUAGGUAUGUGGCUGUUUCUAUGCCUUCUUUCUUUAAGUUGAUCUCUCUCUCUUUGCCAUAAUCACAGAGAAAAACAUUUGCUUUUCCAAUUUACCUUUCAUUAUCGCCAUUCGGAUGGCCCAAAACACAUUGACACCAUGCUGACUAGUGUCAAAUUUGAAGAACUGUGUUCAGAUUUAUUAGACAGUCUAAUUGCGUGCUUAAGUUCUCUGGAUUACAACUCAUAAGCUUUAAGCACCAGUUGAAACUUCCUUGAGAGAUGCAAAGCUUUCCAAAGAUAUGGAUGUAAUUCAACUUGUAUCCCAGCUGUUUAGGAGCUGAAAAAUAUGGAUGAAGUUUUUGUUCUUGGGGCUGUAGUUCAGAAGGACUUGAAACUUUGGGUGGUGUCAACUUCACCAACUUCCAAAUCAGAGGUGUUCUCCACCGCAGCAGAUGGACAGACCAGUGAAGAGAUUAAUGUCUAUCAGGGUGAGAAAGAGUUUGUGAGGGACAACCAGUGCUAGCACCAUGCCAAGUGAUGGGGUGGAUAGGAUGGUUAAAGAAGCUGAAAAUUUUGCAAAAGGAAGACAAGGAAAAGAGGGAUGCCAUAGACACAAGGAAUCUAGCUGACUCAGUUUUGUACCAAACUAGAAGCAACUAAAAGAGCUGGGAGACAAUGUUCUUAGCUAGACAAGUAGAAUGUAGAGGCUAAAGUGAAUGAGGUCAUGGAUGCCAUCUUUGGUGGUUCUACCCAAGCCAUUAAAGAUGCAAUGGCUGUCCUGAAUCAAGAAAUUAUGUAACUGCGGUAGUCAAUGUUAAUGUGAAUUUGAAUUGGUUCAGAACCUUAGGAACAAGUACAACGAGUCCAUGGCUUAAGGUAAUAUCAAUAACAUUCUAGUGACAACUACCCUCUAGGAAGCUAUUUUAUAUUCAGAAGCGCUGUGAUGGAUUUUACUUUAAGCACACUAUUUGGAUACAAAGAUAGGAUCAAUAAAAUGAAAAUAUAGAGUCUACUUGCCCGCUUAAGUUCACUGGAUUACAACUGCAAUUAACAUUCUCAUAGGCUUUGAGCACCAGUUGAAACUUCCUUAAGAGAUACAAAGCUUUACUUCAAAGAUAUCGAUGAGAAUGAAAGGAUGUGUAUAUAUUAGAGGCAUAUUCAGAACCAUAUGAACAAGUGCAACAAGUCAACAGCUAAGACUGGUGUUUUUUAGCUGGAGAAGUUAUUGACAUUGUCCUCUUGGAUGUCUCACCGUGGAAGGACUUGAAACUUUGGGUGGUGUAAUGACAAAGAUUAUCCCAAGGAACACAACUUCACCAACUUUCAAAUCAGCAGAGGUGUUCUCCAGCACAGCAGAUGGACAGAUCAGUGAAGAGAUUAAUGUCUAUCAGGGUGAAAGAGAGGUAUUUAUCUCUCUGAAAAAAGGGUGAGAGAGAGAUCAUGAGGGGCAACAAAUCCCUUGGAAGCUUGUGCUUAAGACACCAAAACAGGUGCUAGCACCAUCACACCAUGCCAAGUGAUGAGGUGGAUAGGAUGGUUAAAGAAGCUGAAAAUUUUGCAAAAGGAAGACAAGGAAAAGAGGGAUGCUGUAGACACAAAGAAUCAAGCUGACUUAGUUUUGUACCAAACUAGAAGCAACUAAAAGAGCUGGAAGAAAAUGUUCCUAGCUAGACAAGGAGAAUGUAGAGGCUAAAAGGUCAUGGAUGCCAUCUCUGGUGGUUCUACCCAAGCCAUUAAAGAUUCAAUGGCUGUCCUGAAUCAGGAAAUUAUGUAACUAUGGUAGUCAAUGUUGAUGUUUAGCUUUUAUCGGAUUGACUUCUUUGCAUGGACGGCCACUAUUGUGUAGCCUUGAAUUAUGUUAUAGUUGAGAGAGAACUCUUUGAUAUAGAGUUAUUUGGGUGUAUUGGGGUUUGGGUUUGUGAGAGUGGGUCUACACCACUUUUGUACUCUCCAUAUUUAUUAGUGAAACUUUCUCCUUGUUGCCGCCCGUGGAUGUAGGCCAAAGGCCGAACCACGUAAA
Molecule: messenger RNA, 7148 nt
Organism: Quercus robur (English oak)
Lineage: Eukaryota; Viridiplantae; Streptophyta; Magnoliopsida; Fagales; Fagaceae
Product: putative disease resistance protein RGA3
Exons: 20
Coding region: 127-3615 (1162 amino acids)
Biological process (GO): defense response to other organism
Molecular function (GO): ADP binding
Source: RefSeq, a predicted model, not a curated record